GAGGGGGGGGGGGGGGGGGUCGACCAGUUGCUGCUGCACACUCGGAACUACAAACACGGCAGGUACGAUUCGCAUCUUUGCCGAACAUGUUGCUAAUAACGCACACGCAUAACGUCAACACAACAAGAUGGAGGUCUGCGUGUAGUCGCGAUGUUGGUGUUGCCGUCGCCGCGUUGAUUUGUCGGGACGACGCCGAGUAGGAUGUUACUCGCGUCCGCCGUGGUCGUCUGGGAAUGGCUGAACGAGCACGGCCGCUGGCGGCCCUACAGCCCGGCGGUAUGUCACCACAUCGAGGCGGUCAUCCGGAGCGAGCCGCGCUGCGCUAGCGUGGUCCUCGGCCAGGUGGACUCGCGUCUCUCGCCCUACAUCAUCGAUCUGCAGUCCAUGCACCAGUUCCGUCAGGACACGGGCACCCUUCGAGCGGUCCGCCGCAGCUUUUACGAGCCCACAUCAGCGCCCGGCCAAGGUUGGCUGUGGGAGUGGGAGAACGACGUGGGCAGUUGGACGGCGUACGACACGGAGGUGGGCAUCGCCAUCCAGGCGGCGCGCGACCGCCAGCAGCCCUGGCUGGACCUGGCGCCGCUGGGUUUCUGUUACCUCAUUGACUUCGGAAGCAUGACCCAAAUCAACGGGCAGACCCAACGCUGCCGCCGCAUCCAGCGACGCGCUGAUUUGGCGUACCCCUUGGUGUCGGGGCCCCUGCCUAAAUCCCACCACGCGUGGGCGCCCACGUCCGUGGCUCCCCCCGGAGGAUCCGCAGAUGUUCCUGCAGUGGGUGCGGCAAUCAGGAUGGGCGGCACGGGGAGAGGCAAUGGGAGUGCGUACCCCAGCGGGGCGCUACCCGCUUCGGCGAUCACCUCUUUGGGAGCACCCUGUGCCUGCCAGCAGUGCAUGCUGUUGCUCAGUGUCAAGGUGGGCACUGUGUCGAGUGCUCAAACGCUGGGUCGGAGACCGCCGCAGACUAAACCGCCCAGUCCCAAACUUAACAGCCACCUGAUCCCUGGUGGGGCCUUGUCACUCACCCUCCCACGGUUGCCCUCCAUCUCACGGUCGCUGUCCCCUCACAGGACGUCCAUAGUCGGGGCGACGGGCGGUCCCAGCAUAACGGGCAGCGGUCUUGGUUUGGGAAGUGCGGGUUCAGGCACAGGCUACGCGCACUCGCUCUCCCUUCUCAGCGCAGCCACCACUACCCUGUCCCUCAACUCCGGUCGCCCGCCGCCCCCAUCGCUUCCCCCACCGCCGCCGCCCCCGCUCAACACCCCGCCUCACCCUUCCCCCUCGUCGCCCUCUUCGGCUCCGGCGGUGCCCACUACGGGCCCGCCUCUCGCAUUGGCCCGCGCACCUUCACCAUCUGCCCGCGUCCUGGGGCCUCUGACUACGUCUCUGCCGCCGCGGUCUGGCCUGGCAGGGCUGAGCCGACCGGCGCUGCAGCGUCUCGCCAUGGCUCAGUCGCGGGCCCUUAUCGCCUCGGGGGUGCCAACUGUCCCUGUCAAAAACCUGAAUGGCUCCAGCCCUGUGCACCCUGCCCUGGCUGGGAUUACCGGAAUCCUCAUGAGCGCAGCGGGCCUUCCUGUCUGCUUGACCCGUCCUCCCAAGCUGGUGCUCCAUCCACCGCCGGUCAGCAAGAGCGACAUCAAACCCGUGCCAGGCCUGGGCCACUGUUGUCGCAAAACCACCAAGAAGCAGGCCCGUAAAGGUAGGACCCCCGAGGAGGUGGUGAAGAGAUACCUUCAGAAAGUCCGCAAUCCCCCUGAAGAGGACUGCACCAUCUGCAUGGAAGUCCUGUCGGGCCCGUCGGGCUACAAAGGCCCCGGCGUGGGUGGCAUUUCUCGCGCCGAGUCGGUGGGUCGUCUGGCGCAGUGCGGCCACCAGUACCACCUGCAGUGCCUGGUGGCCAUGUACAACAACGGUAACAAGGACGGCAGCCUGCAGUGCCCCACGUGCAAGACCAUAUAUGGCGUCAAAACCGGGAACCAGCCUCCCGGCAAGAUGGAGUACCACGUCAUCCCCCACUCGCUCCCCGGACACCCCGAUUGCAAAACCAUCCGCAUCAUUUACAACAUUCCUCCUGGCAUUCAGGGCCUGGAGCACCCAAACCCCGGCAAACCCUUCACAGCCCGUGGCUUCCCGAGACACUGCUACCUCCCGGACAGCGACAAAGGACGAAAGGUUCUGAGGCUGCUCUUGGUGGCGUGGGACCGCCACCUCAUAUUCUCCGUGGGCACAUCCAGCACCACUGGCGAAUCGGACACGGUCAUCUGGAACGAAGUGCACCACAAGACGGAAUUCGGCUCCAACUUGACGGGCCACGGCUACCCUGACCCGGGCCACCUGGACAAUGUUCUGGAGGAGCUCAAGGCUCAGGGCAUCACCGAGGACGAAUGUCUUCCCAGAGAAUGAACCAAACGUGAAAACGGUUCAUAAGGAAACGCAUUUUCGGAGGUGGUCAGGAUUUUUACCUUCAAGCAGGGGUGGGACAGCCGAGCUUUUGGUCUUCCCCGCCCGCCGAGCCUCAGAGGACCUUAUUUAAGAAAGCCCCCCAAAACGCACCUACUUUGGCAUACUCGCACAUAGCCGCCGUUUAAUAGCGUCGAAAUGACUGGAAAACGACUUUUAUUUGCACUGUUAAGCUCCCAAACACCAAUUUCAUGUAAAAUUACCGACAGAGCGGCAAACCUUUUAACCGUCGUUCAUGCGUGAACACAGUCGUUUCGGCUGGGACGUACUAGCGUAUGCUAAAACUUAGCAUCCGUCUAAGCGUUUUCACACUUUUUUUCAGCGUUAACAUAGAAAACAGCGACGCGGUUGUUUCAGUGUGUCUUUUUAGGUUAAAAAAAUGCUGCCGUCAUGUGAAAUAACAGAAAACACGUUUUUAACCCGGCCGCCAUGCGUUAACGUUGCCGAAGGCGGUACUUUCCUUCCUUGUGCCCAUCGUCAAGUGCACCCGUCUAUGGGUCGACGUGUUACACGUUUACUCGGAAACUGAUAAGGCAGUUGUCAGGUUCCAAAAGGAUGAUGUCAUGUAAAAUAGCCAACAAAACGACAUAUUUAAUCCGUCCUUCAUACGUAAACGAACCCUAAAAUAGAAAUGUAGCUUUGGAAGCGGUAAUCCAAGGUUUGCGUAACAUUUAGUUUUAGUUGCUGUUUGCAUUUUUUUUGUACAUUUUAACAAUGUUGUAUUUGAUCCUCCCAAACGCUUAAUCCUUUCCAUAAAAAAAACAUUUAUACUGUCAUUUUCUGAUUCCAAAUGUCAUGUAACCAACGAAACAACAAUGAAUUUUUGAGUCCACUUCAAACGAAAAAAUCGCAACUACUACGUAACAUUGCCCGCCCCCCCAUAAUUUCAAGAUGGUGCUCUGAGGACUUUCCCCACCCCUGUCUUAAGGAACAGUGACAAAGAAAAAACAAAACAAAAAAACAUGUCAACCGUAAUCGGCUGCAUGACCUGCGAUAUUGCAUUUUGACACUAAUGUGUACAUCCGGUACAAUUCAGUCAGUGUUCAAUUAGUUGAUACUGUGAGACUUGAUGUCAAGAAUGUGAAUGCCACACUGGCGACUUCAUUUAAGCAUGGAUGUUUGCUGACCUCUACCGUUAUUUUUUGGCAACUACAUUCCAUUUUGUUCACUUUGGUGACCUUUUGAUUUGAUAUUUAUUUAUUUUAGGUACAGGCAGACAUUUCUUAGUUACUGAUGCAUCGUUUUUAUUUUAUUGUCAUUUUUGCUAUAAAAUGGUAUAUGUCACUAUUAAAAGCAUUUAUAUUUUAAGUAUGGGUGUAUCAACCUUGUAUGUAUGUAUGUGUUAUAUAUGUGCACAAAUUGGCAUUAAAGUUUGUUUUCUCUGUGUUAUUUUUAAACCA
Messenger RNA from Hippocampus comes (tiger tail seahorse), 3857 nucleotides. RefSeq names its product deltex 4, E3 ubiquitin ligase a (gene dtx4a). The record is from RefSeq and is a predicted model, not a curated record. The transcript is spliced from 8 exons. Gene Ontology annotation, biological process: protein ubiquitination; Notch signaling pathway. The coding region runs from base 202 to 2400 and encodes 732 amino acids. Gene Ontology annotation, molecular function: zinc ion binding. Lineage: Eukaryota; Metazoa; Chordata; Actinopteri; Syngnathiformes; Syngnathidae.